Molecule: messenger RNA, 650 nt
Organism: Acanthoscelides obtectus
Lineage: Eukaryota; Metazoa; Arthropoda; Insecta; Coleoptera; Chrysomelidae
Source: the annotation of a GenBank genome assembly
AAACUUAAUAGUUGGAAGCAGUUAUUUUUGAGAAUAACAAUGAUUAGUUCUAACGAGAGUGAUGAUAGUGCCGAAGGUUUGCAUGGGAGUAGAAUGCGAAAAAGGAAUCCGAAAGUUUGGAAAGACAAUAAAAGGAAAACUGCUGCUCUUAAAGGUGAAGCCUAUGUUUCUACAUCCGGAAAAAGGGUUGCACCAAAAUCAUCUGGGUCUCCAUGUGGGUGCAAGGAGAAGUUUCCCGAUGAAGAAAAAACCAUUUUAUUUCCAAACUAUAUGACGGUAGGCCCAAAAAUGAACGUGACACAUUUCUUCAAGGCCUAAUUGAGGUGACAACCAUUUCAAGACGUAGAGGACGAGUCCAAGCUAAUGCUAAGCCCAAAUCCGCAAGUUUUAAGUACUCUAUAUUGGAGAGCUCUGGAAACCGUGUGGCAGUAUGCAAGCGAGCUUUCAUGAGUAUUUACGGUGUGUCACAUAUGCAAAUUCAACGCUUAACUACAUUGCUUGUGACCGGCGCAUCUCCAAGAGAUUUAAAGGGCCUACACAAUAACAGGCCACGUUCCAAAUCAGAUGAAGUACUAAUCAGAAUUAGGGAGCACAUAGAACGUUUCCCACGUAAAAGUACUCAUUAUUCUUCUAGAGUACAUCAAUACCUA